UGUGGGUCCAUUUUACGGCUAACGCCUAGAACGCCGUGGAAGCGCCGCCUGUGUGGCAAAAGGCUAGAAGCCCAACUGCCCUCUUAAUUUCAUUUUUUCGCACUACCUUCCCUCCACGGCUCCGCAUUUGCUUCGCUAUGCCGUCUAGCGUAAAUUUCAGGCAACCCACCUUUGAUUCUCUUAUUGCUAAUCCACCUUGUGCUUCUUCCGCGUCUGAGUCUCUCAGCUGAUCCACUGUCGGCUUCUCGAGAGUGAUCGGAUUCAGAGCUCCGCCUUCUCCUAUACAAAUUCUUUCUUUAUAUAUUCUCUUAUUCAAAUCCGAAGCCAGAAAAGUACAACAAUAAAGAGAAGAGGAGAAGCAGGGAGUCCAGAAAGAUUUCGCCGCCUCCCCAAUCCUCGACUGAUUUCUGGACCUUCAUGAGAAGGCAAUCUAUUCAAAUUAUCCAUCUGGCCAAUGUCUGCAACCCCAUAUGCAGCUUUACCCUCCUCUUGAAAGGUAUUCAGUUUGUAUAUCUGUUAUAUGUUUGCCAUAGAUGGAGGCAUUCAUCUUAUGUUUGAAGAACAAUCCUUUUUUCUUAAUUUAUGCUUCAACAGACUUACCUGAAUUUUUGUACUUUGUUGGCAUAUAAUAAAAACCACAUUUGAAAAUCAGUGGCGUUUGAUGUCUGUUGCCUGCCUUUUCAGGUAUACGAUUAUUACUAGUUCACUUUUUCUUUUACAAUUCAUGAUGCUUGACUUAGGGUUGUCAAAGGAGUAUUUCACUGUAUGUUAGCUUAUAGUUAAAAGAACUUGCUUCCUGAUAUCCUGCAUGUCCUCAAGUAAAUAUAUGAUUAUCGUGCUUUUUUAUUUCCUUCCCACCCUUGAAAGCAUGUUGUAGGUAACUUUAAACUUUCAUUCUAAGCCUGCAAGUUUCAGCCAAUGGAAGGCUCUCAAGAAUAUGAAAUUAAAAUGAGCGAUUAUGAUGAACAAAGUCCAGCUUGCAUGGGCAGUAAGAGUAAGAAGCAAGAGGUCAGUAAAUUCCAUGCAAGUAGAGAAGGUGCACCACGGAAUGAACUAUGGACAGAUGGGCUCAUCUGUGCUUUUGAAUUUGUCCGAGGCCAUAGGUCGGCAAGUCCAGAUAAAUCUGGUCCAAGGACCCUUUCAUUGCAGCGAAAGGGCAGUCUGAAUCCAAAGAAGCAAAUUACUAGAUCUGGACUUGGUAAUGCUUCUUCGCAAUAUUUGAAUAAGAACAGCUUACCGGAAUCCACGCCUCUCAUAGAUCUAAACAACACUGUCUCCAUCUUAGGUGUCAAGGAAGUUCCUCAACUUGAUGACUAUAAAGAAAAGCCAAAGUUUAUGAGGGUAUUUUCAGACAGCCAUUGGAUUCCUAUUGGUUGGGCUAGGAUUUCGGAACUCGUCCAGAUGGUCCAAGCUGAUGCUCGCUGGGCUUCACUAGAUCUUACUGAUGAUGAGGAUGAUUUUACUGUUGCUGAUGUUGCAGCUCCUUACUGGGAGCGUCCAGCAGGGCCUAGAUGGUGGUGUCAUGUAACUGCAGGUCAUCCUUAUGUUGAUUCGUGGCUAAGUAAUUCUCCAUGGUUGCAUCCUGCCAUCAGUAUUGCCUUGAGAGAUGAGAGUCGGCUUAUUAGUGAACGGAUGAAGCACCUUUUAUACGAGGUCCCAGUUAGGGUUGCAGGUGGACUAUUAUUUGAACUUUUAGGUCAGUCAGUCGGUGAUCCCUUUUGUGAUGAAGAUGACAUACCUAUUGUGCUUCGGUCAUGGCAAGCUCAAAACUUUUUAAUAACUGCAUUGCAUAUCAAAGGUUCUGCUUCAAACAUAAAUGUGUUGGGUAUAACUGAAGUUCAGGAGCUUCUUCUUGCUGGUGGGAGUGUUGCUCCUAAAUCAGUUCAUGAAGUUAUAGCACAUUUAAUUUGUCGCCUUUCUCGAUGGGAUGAUAGAUUGUUUCGCAAGCAUGUUUUUGGGGCAGCUGAUGAAAUCGAGUUGAAGUUUGUAAAUAGGAGAAAUCGUGAAGAUCUAAAUUUACUCACUAUAAUCUUAAACCAAGAGAUUAGAAGAUUGGCAACACAGGUUAUUAGAGUUAAAUGGUCAUUGCAUGCAAGGGAGGAAAUCGUAUUUGAGCUUCUGCAGCACUUGAGAGGAAAUGCUGCAAGAACUAUGCUAGAGGGAAUCAAAAAGAAUACAAGGGAAAUGUUGGAGGAGCAAGAAGCUGUCCGUGGACGGUUGUUUACAAUUCAGGAUGUUAUGCAGAGCACAGUUCGUGCAUGGUUGCAGGAUAGAAGCCUCCGUGUAAACCAUAAUUUGACCAUUUUUGGUGGUUGUGGCCUUCUUCUUUCCAUAAUUACCAGUCUCUUUGGGAUCAAUGUGGAUGGCAUACCAGGGGCCAAGAAUACUCCAUACGCAUUUAGCUUGUGUACGGGAGUUCUCUUCUUUGCAGGAACUGUCCUGUUUGGUCUUGGGUUGCUGUAUCUUGGGUUGCAAACUCCUAUUACUGAAGAGCAGGUUCAGGUGAGGAAGUUAGAACUCCAACAGCUGGUGUCGAUGUUUCAGCAUGAUGCUGAAACUCAUGCAAAGGUUAGAGAGCAUGUCUCAAGGCAUAAUUUGCCUCCAACAGCUGCAGAUAUGAUACCUGAGACAGGGGGGUCAUAAGCAGUAAGCCAUAUUUGCAGAGGUGUGUUAUGUCCUGAAAAUAGCACCAGAGGCAGUAAACUCAGGCUUCUUGAGAGACCAAACAGGGUGCUCCAUUUAAUCAUUUGUUUGUUGUUCUACUUGUACAUCUUCAAUGGAGAUUUAUUUAUUCUUUU
Molecule: messenger RNA, 2798 nt
Organism: Phoenix dactylifera (date palm)
Lineage: Eukaryota; Viridiplantae; Streptophyta; Magnoliopsida; Arecales; Arecaceae
Source: RefSeq, a predicted model, not a curated record